UGUAUUGUUUGCUUGGUUUUGUUUGCCUCUUGCAACAUUUUGUCCUGACUCAUUGCUGGGAAUAAAUACACUCAAACCAAGUCCAGGAUCAAAAACAGUAAAGAAUUCUGCGGUGCCUUUCAGUGCUUUAAAGAUGAACUUGUGGAUGCUCCUGACUUUCACUGCGCUGGCUGAAUGCGCCCACUCUUGCCCAGAUCUGUGCUCCUGUUCCUUUCCACCUUCAGGUGCAGAGGUGGUGUGCAGCCAAAGCUCCCUCACACAUUUCCCUGUAGAUGGUUUACCCUCCAACACCACUCGGCUAUCCGUCCAAUCCACCAAACUUAGCAGUAUCACAGCCAGUCAUUUGAGUCCUGUGCCUCUUUUAAACAACCUCCAGCUUUAUCACAACAACCUGACAAGCCUUCCUUCAGAUCUACUGAAGGAAGUUCCUCACUUGAACAUGUUGGAUGUGACAGGAAAUCAGCUGGUUCAUCUACCUCCAAAUGUCUUCAGCCAUGCCUCACUUCGUAGUCUUGUGCUGAAGAAUAAUCUGAUUGAAAAAGCUGAUGCUGAGUGGUUUCCUGGCAACAGUAGUGUGAUCUGGCUGGACUUGUCUGGAAACCGUUUAACUGGUGUAUCUGCCGCUCUGCUUCAGAAGCUGCCCAAUCUGGAAAAUCUAGACUUGAGUGACAACAAUCUGCAAGAUCUACAACCUGACGCACUGAAGAACCUGCACCGCCUGGAGACACUGAAUGUCGCUGGAAACAAAUUAAGCUCCCUGAAACCUACAAUGUUCACCCACAACCCAAAACUGUCCCAACUGUUUUUGCAUGAGAAUCAGCUCCAAGAGCUGCCGGCGACCCUCCUCCAGGGUCUCCAGCAUCUUGAUCUUCUGAUGCUCAAUCAGAAUCAGCUGCAGCAUUUCCCCUCGGAGCUGCUGGAUGAGAGAAAAUCCUCUUUCCAGAUGAUCUUAACAGGAAAUCCCUGGGUGUGCGAUGAGAGGAUGGAGCAUCUGUGGAAGUGGCUCGCUGUCCAUCCUCAAAAUGUCAUAUUUUUGGAGGAUGUGACAUGUGCAGGGCCUGAAGCUCUUAAACACCGACAGUUGGUCUCUUUAACUGACAGUGAGCUUGGACUUCACAAGGUUAAAAAUGAGUGAUUAGGAGGUGGUAAAAAAAAUUGCAUUUAUUGUUUACAUUUCACUAAAAUCAUAUGUAAAAUGAUACAUUAUUCACUGUGUCAAAGGCUGAAAUAAAACUUUAUAAUUCA
This is a messenger RNA of Perca fluviatilis (European perch), 1245 nucleotides long. Its product is annotated as leucine-rich alpha-2-glycoprotein-like. The record is from RefSeq and is a predicted model, not a curated record. Gene Ontology annotation, cellular component: plasma membrane. Bases 134 to 1135 code for a protein of 333 amino acids. Gene Ontology annotation, molecular function: protein binding. The transcript has 2 exons. Lineage: Eukaryota; Metazoa; Chordata; Actinopteri; Perciformes; Percidae.